AUGGAAUCCUCCCCCUUAACCCAACAAACCCGUCCCGAAGCAUUUCAGCCCAAGAUAGUCCAGCUAUACAACAACCUGCUCUUCAAUCCCGAUUAUGCGGAACCCACUGAGGGCUUCUGGCGCGAGUUCUUCCUUCUGCCGCCAGAGAGGACCUCAUUGGUGGAGAUGCUAUCUCGGAUAGGUUCUGAUGAUAUGCUACAUAUUCAGGCCCAAACCCAGGCAUUGUUUGCCCGUGCCAUUCAAGAAUCGACCUCUGGACGAUCUCCAGUAAAUGCUCACGCCCUAGAGACGCUCUCCACUUUUCUUGGAGGAGUUCUAACUAAAAAAUAUACCAAUCCUAGCGCAGACAUCAUAACAAUUCUUGCUGGCCUCCACGAAGUGGAUCAGAUAUUUUCGGACUUUGUUUCUGCAAUAGAUAGUAUAAUACGAAGCUCAGUCGACAUUAAUUUACGCCUGAAAGCCGUGGACGCCGCGAUUGCUAUGACCAGCGGUACUUACAAAACUAGCCUUCUUUCUUAUUUCAUGCACCGGGAUCUUUUUCCUUCCUUGAUGAAGCUCGUUCAUGAUUCUGUUACCCCUGCUCAAAAUUUCCACCCGUUUUUAUUGCUAGGCCUUCUUGCAAAUUACAAUAAAUUCGAAUUCCAAAACCCAUACCAGUUACGCCUGGACGAUUUUGUGAACGAAGCAACAAUCUCAAAAAUUGUCUUGAGUGUUGGCUCUACCUGCAGCAUUUUACGGAACUCAUACGUUGCGGUACAGGACGAUCUUCCCGAAGGGUGGACCUGGAGUGGUACAUUAGCAUUUUUUGGCCUGAGUGCACUCGCUGGCAGGUCCAAAUCACAACCCCUAAGCGCUGAAGAGAGCAAAGAUCGGCUGGCCGAGCUCCCUUCAUCUGAAGCAGCAAUACUUCUUGCUAUAUACGAUUUUAUUAAUGCAAAUAAGUUAUUUGCUCACUGCCUUGUGUCAUCAGUUUCUGAAAAGCGCUCAGAGGAGUCUCCCUUGUCAGGUUUCUUAUCAUUAACAUCAUAUAUGCUCCAGCACGCAUAUCGAUCUACGCGAGUGGCUCUUUAUGCUGAAAUCAAUUUAUUUUCCCUUCGCAUCUUAUUGGAAGAUCCCGUGCUAUGUAAACAUAUCUGCAGCGAGGAUGGCAAAAGACCUGUGAGGUUAUGUCGGCAGCGCACACCUCAUCUUCCAGCAGUCAAUGGAGACAGGAUUGUGGCCACUGUUAUUCUGGAUAUAAUGGUUGACACCAUUAAUCACAAUCUUCGCAAAAGUCUUGACAUUUAUCUUUACAGCCAUGUUAUGUCCGUAAUUCUUCGCCUUCUCACAUAUUUAUCAUCUAAUAAAACCCGCUUACAAUACCACUGGUCUGAGUUAUGGCGAAGCCUCCUUACGAUAACCCGUUUCCUAACUACUUACUCCACCGAUCUCUCCUCUGACCCAAACAUCCAUCUCUUGACGACCGAUUUAGUCAAUCUUCUCGCAUUCUGUAUCUCCGCUGGUGAUACAUUUCUGCCAGAUCCAACCUCCUACGAUGAUUUGUUCUACAAAGUAGUAGAGGCAGGGCCUGUACUGACCCGUUUUCGUGACGCAUACAAACGCUCAUUAUCACCCCCAUCGAAAUCCGCUAAUGGCAAACCCAAUACCAAUACCAGUCACUAUGACGCUUCAAAAUCGUUAGCCACUCUCCUCAAUGUUUCGACCCACUUUCAUUCCCUCCUCUUUCUCCCGGAAAAGGCCAAAGAAGAUUCCUCGGCCACCGAUCCGAACACUCCAACAGCCCCUUCAAGCAAUAGGGCAAAGAAAAAGAAUCUUAGCCCCCGUGAGGUUCAUAGCAUUAUCAAGGAAGGAUACACAACUCUCAGCAUCGAAUCUCGGGAAAGUUUAAGUAACUGGGAGAAAUGGCGGGAAGCAGAUUGGAAAACACAGUUGAAAAGGAUUACAAGAGCGGCGGUCGACGAUUCAAGGGUUCUUGUGGUGACUCGGGGGGGGAAUAUACAAAAUCAGGUACCAGUAAGUAAUGGGAAAGACGCCAGUGUUGCGGGAAAUUAA
Ophidiomyces ophidiicola is the source of this 2052-nucleotide messenger RNA. RefSeq lists its product as uncharacterized. NCBI's taxonomy places the organism in Eukaryota, Fungi, Ascomycota, Eurotiomycetes, Onygenales, Onygenaceae. The record is from RefSeq and is a predicted model, not a curated record. The transcript has 8 exons. Bases 1 to 2052 code for a protein of 683 amino acids. Gene Ontology annotation, biological process: regulation of Golgi organization. Gene Ontology annotation, cellular component: cytosol.